Molecule: messenger RNA, 1443 nt
Organism: Didymosphaeria variabile
Lineage: Eukaryota; Fungi; Ascomycota; Dothideomycetes; Pleosporales; Didymosphaeriaceae
Exons: 3
Coding region: 1-1443 (480 amino acids)
Molecular function (GO): selenium binding; protein binding
Source: RefSeq, a predicted model, not a curated record
AUGUUCUCAAAAGUGCUCUUGUCUGCGGCACUGGCCACUUCGGCCAUUGCUCUCUCACUUCCUCCACUGAUCCCCGCCAUUCCUGGUGUCACGGAGCCUCUUGCUACCAACUCUCCGCCUCUUCCCAUCCUUCAGGUCCCCACCCCUCCACUCGACAGUCCUCCUUUCACUAGCAACCAGCAGAUCAAGCCCAAGAAAAUUGGCUACUUCUGGACCGGCGCAGGUGACAAUAGCCACAAAGAUUUCCUUGCAACCUACUCUCUGGACGAUGACAGCUUCGGUACCCUCCUUUGGAUCACCGAUGUUCCUUCAAGCGGUAACAGUCCGCACCACUUGGGCCCAACCCUCGACGGGAAGACACUGCUUGGUGGUGGCCUACUGUCUCUGCUCAAGACUCAGGCGGGUUUCACGCAUUUCCCUGCCUCUGACACUGCUUACUACUUCGACACCACCGAUCCAUACCAGCCGAAGUUCAAGAAGAGCAACCGCGCCUUGCUCUCCUCUAUCACGGAUGAGAUUCGUGCUAAGCCUGACGGGGGCUUCUUCAUCACAUAUAUGGGCUCUGCUGUCGGUACCUCUCCAGGUCGUCUCGUCGAGACAGAUGCCAACUUCAACAUCAUUCACGAGUGGCCUGAGGAUGUUCAGGGCACCCUCAACAUCCUCGGCGAGCAGUUCUCGCCCCAUGGCCUCAGCAUCGACUAUAACAAGAACAUCAUGUUGACAAGUGAUUUUGUUGUGCCCGUCACAAUCCUCAAGCCGGCCUCUGCCAUUGGCAUUCAAAAGGCCAACACGUUACGUCUUUGGGAAUUGUCAACUCGCAAGAUCAUCUCUACGCUCACCAUCCCCGACGGCCAGGGUAUCCAGGAUGUGAAAUUCAUCCCGGGAAACUCCGAGUCUGCCGCACUUGCUACUGCUGUUGGACCCGGCCAAGUCUGGAUCAUCUAUCCCUUCCGCAAAGAUUCCAGCGGCAAGCAAGGCGUCGCUGAGCUCCUCUUCGACCUCGGCCCCAAUGCGCGCGACAACCUCGCAAUUUACUCUGACAUCUCUGACGACGGCAAAUUCGCCUACUUCACCCUUACGCUUGGCAACCACGUUGCCGCCCUCGAUAUCUCCGAUCUCAACGAUGUUAAGCGCCUCGACGAUCCCAAUGAGGAUCAGGGCAUCAUUGGCCCGCACUACAUCAAGAUCUCGCCCGACAAGAAGAACCUGCUCGUCACGGACUACUUCGUCCAGACUGGCUCAAUUGGAGUUGUCAACACGCCUGCCGACUACAAGGCUCAGUGGAUUGACAUCCUGCCUAACGGCGCCUUGAGCUUCAACAGGUCCAUUGAUUUUGAGAAGGUCUUCAGCCAGUCCGGUAAUGGCGGUAACAGGGGUGGAGCAAGACCCCACUCUGCAGUCAUCUUUGACUUGACUGACCCGGCUCAUCCUAAGUACUACUAA